Molecule: messenger RNA, 273 nt
Organism: Purpureocillium lilacinum
Lineage: Eukaryota; Fungi; Ascomycota; Sordariomycetes; Hypocreales; Ophiocordycipitaceae
Source: RefSeq, a predicted model, not a curated record
AUGAAAACAUUUUUGACAACCAAGCUGUUGAGAGCGCGGCACCGAGAAGACGGCGACGAUGAACCAGGAGACGGAGUCGGGGACUUUUUCUAUUGCUUGCGGGGAAACAAUUGGGAGCCGGGUUUUUCUCAACGGGCGGGGAAAAAGGCAGCGGAGGAGACAUCGUCGUCUCCCUCUGCUCCUCCCCAUUCCGCGUAUACACCCGCCAAAAGGCGUGCACUGGCAGGGGAUGGGGGUCCGGUCGGUUUCGAGCAUUGCAUCAGGGACUCUUGA